AUGGAGUUUCCACAUUUGUCCAUAUUUAUAGCACUCAGUCUUGCAGUUGUAGUAUCAACCAAUGCUGCACUACCUCCUGAAUUGUAUUGGAAGUCCAAACUUCCAACAACUCAAAUGCCAAAAGCCAUCAUAGAUCUCCUCAACCCAACUGAUUUGACAGAAGAUAAAAGUACGUCGGUAGCUGUAGGAAAAGGUGGUGUCAAUGUUGAUGCAGGAGAAGGAAAACCUUCAGGUGGGACAGCGGUUAACGUUGGAAAUGGCGGUGUCAAUGUUAACACAGGAAAAGGAAAUGUUUCAGUUGGAAAUAGUUCUCCAUUUCAGUACAAUUAUGCUGCAACUGAAACACAGUUACAUGAUGAACCUAAUGUAGCACUUUUCUUCUUAGAAAAUAAUUUGCAUUAUGGAACGAAGUUGAACUUGCAAUUCACGAAAACAACCUCAAACAGCGAAGCAAAGUUCUUAACUAAAGAAGUUGCUGAUUCAAUCCCAUUUUCAUCAAACAAAGUAGAUAGCAUCCUUAACAAGUUCUCAAUCAAAAAAGGCUCAGACGAAGCUGAAAUUGUGGAGAACACGAUAAAUGAGUGCGAAGAAAACGGUAUCCAAGGUGAAGAAAAGCUUUGUGUUAAAUCAUUGGAAUCUAUGGUUGACUUUACUACUUCCAAACUUGGAAACAAUGUUGAAGCGGUUUCAACAGAAGUGAAAAAAGACAGCAGUGAGUUAGAAGAAUAUGUAAUAGCGAAAGGAGUGAAGAGAUUGGGAGAGAAGAACAAAGCUGUGGUGUGUCACAAAGAGAAUUAUCCAUAUGCAGUUUUCUACUGUCAUAAAACAGACACAACUAAAGUCUACUCGGUGCCAUUGGAAGGUGUUGAUGGAAAUAGAGUUAAAGCUGUUGCUGCUUGUCACACAGAUACAUCACAAUGGAAUCCUAAACAUUUGGCUUUUCAAGUGCUUAAUGUUCAACCUGGAACUGUUCCUGUUUGUCACUUCCUUCCACAGGAUCAUGUUGUUUGGGUUUCCAAGUGA
Molecule: messenger RNA, 1023 nt
Organism: Lathyrus sativus (Indian pea)
Lineage: Eukaryota; Viridiplantae; Streptophyta; Magnoliopsida; Fabales; Fabaceae
Source: the annotation of a GenBank genome assembly